ACUGUCAGGGAUAACUGUGUGUGAGUGAGUGUGUGUAUGUGUGCAUGUGUAGCAGGUGGGGGUCCUCCACCUGCUGAAUGAACCCUGUCAGUGUUGGGGAGUAUCAUGGGCUACGAGUGGGCUCGGCCCUGCUCAGCAUUGUGGCUGGCUGCAUCAUCAUUGGGGUGUCCAGGGAAUGUGACGCCGACGCUGUUGGAGGAAUCUUCCUGGGAGCAGGAGGCCUCGGUGAGUGCCUGCUCAUAUCAAUUUAUCCCUUCAUAAAAGCCUGGCUGAACAUCAACCACAUUCUCCCAUCCUUUGGAAACUUCAGAGUGCACCCUACAGCAGCUAAUCCUGCCCCUGAACAACCAGCUGAGACUCUAAGACGAGAGGGAACUCAGAGUCAAAUCCAACUGGAGCGUUCUAAGAGUCGUAUGGGAACCUUUGUGGAGGGAGGACCGAUUGCUGAGCCCAGCCCAGAUGAAGGGACUUCUUCAGACAUGCCAGAUGUCUUAUCAAGGCGCAAACUGAAACAGUCACCCUCUGAUCAAGACCUGCCGUGA
Molecule: messenger RNA, 542 nt
Organism: Melanotaenia boesemani (Boeseman's rainbowfish)
Lineage: Eukaryota; Metazoa; Chordata; Actinopteri; Atheriniformes; Melanotaeniidae
Gene: kncn
Product: kinocilin
Exons: 5
Coding region: 78-542 (154 amino acids)
Source: RefSeq, a predicted model, not a curated record